AUGUUGCAAGCGAUUCGAUACAACCAGGGUACCCUGGAAAUUCUGGACCAGCUCCAAUUGCCAUUUGUGGAGAAGUUUAUUCCCAUCCAGUCAACAGAGGAUGGGUGGCAUGCUAUCAAGGAUAUGAAGGUGCGGGGUGCCCCCGCCAUUGCCAUUGUGGCAAUGCUGUCCCUUGCUGCAGAGCUCCAUACCCUUAGUGCUGCAAGCAAGGUUCCAGAGUCACCAGAGGAGACCCAGGCUUUGAUUAUCUCGAAACUGAACUACUUGGUGACCAGCCGGCCCACUGCUGUCAACUUGAGUGAUGCUGCUCGCAAGCUGGAGGCUUUGGUGACCGGUCAGAGCAAAGAAGCCGGCGCGACUGGUCUGGGAUUGGUAGCAGCAUUUAACCAAGCCGCCGAACACAUGCUGGGGAAGGAUCUCGAAGAUAACCAGCGCAUUGGACACCACGGAGCUGAAUGGAUCAAAGCCCACGCAACCAAGACUGGAGAUGUGGCCGUCCUGACCCACUGUAACACAGGAUCUCUGGCUACCUCUGGCUACGGCACGGCGUUGGGUGUUAUUCGCUCACUCUCAUCUAUGAAUGUCUUACGGCGGGCUUACUGUACGGAAACGAGACCCUACAACCAAGGGUCUCGUCUGACGGCAUUUGAACUGGUGCAUGAUAAUAUUCCUGCCACGCUAAUCACAGACUCUAUGACAGCCGCGUUACUUGCAGACAAGAGCGUAGGCGUGAAUGCUAUUGUGGUUGGAGCAGACCGAGUGGCCGCCAACGGAGACACGGCUAAUAAGAUCGGCACAUACGGCCUCGCUGUUUUGGCGAAGUACCAUGGUGUCAAGUUCCUGGUCGCAGCACCCCUCACAACCAUCGAUCUGGCGACCAAGUCCGGUAGCGAUAUCCUCAUCGAGCAACGGCCGGCAUCCGAGGUGACGAGUAUUAAGGGUCCCCGAGAUGGAGCGAAGGAUGCGGACGGUGUGGUUCUCGAGACUGUUCGAAUCGCUGCACCUGGUAUCGGUGUUUGGAACCCUGCGUUUGACAUCACUCCAUCGGCUCUGAUCGACGGAAUUAUCACGGAAGUGGGCGUGGUAGAGAAAGGCCCUGACGGCGAAUUCGACAUGGCCAAAGUUUUCAAUUAA
Penicillium malachiteum is the source of this 1134-nucleotide messenger RNA. Its product is annotated as S-methyl-5-thioribose-1-phosphate isomerase. Bases 1 to 1134 code for a protein of 377 amino acids. The transcript is spliced from 2 exons. The record is from RefSeq and is a predicted model, not a curated record. NCBI's taxonomy places the organism in Eukaryota, Fungi, Ascomycota, Eurotiomycetes, Eurotiales, Aspergillaceae. Gene Ontology annotation, molecular function: S-methyl-5-thioribose-1-phosphate isomerase activity.